This is a messenger RNA of Dioscorea cayenensis subsp. rotundata (Guinea yam), 2839 nucleotides long. RefSeq names its product phosphatidylinositol N-acetylglucosaminyltransferase subunit GPI1. The transcript is spliced from 10 exons. Gene Ontology annotation, biological process: GPI anchor biosynthetic process. The coding region runs from base 317 to 2404 and encodes 695 amino acids. Gene Ontology annotation, cellular component: membrane. The record is from RefSeq and is a predicted model, not a curated record. Lineage: Eukaryota; Viridiplantae; Streptophyta; Magnoliopsida; Dioscoreales; Dioscoreaceae.
CUUUGUGGCCGGAGCAGAGCUCUUGUGGAAACCCUAGAAAUGGAUCUCUAGAAAAGAAGGUUUUUUUUUUUCUCCUUUCGAUCUCUUGAUCUCUUUCUCUUCAUCUCAUUAUCUUAGACGGAGGAUUCUCUAGUUGAUUGGCACCGUCAGAAUGAAAAGGCAUCAGAUUUGAAGCUCUGGAUCUUGAUCUUAUACGGUAUGAUAUUUGGACGGGAUUCAGGGAUGACGGAGAGGAAGCAAUGUAGGCUGUGGUGGCCGGAGUGGCUCUUGUCUAGCGAGCCGAGUUUUGGAUUCUUGCUGUUCGGUUGGUUUAUGAAUGCCGGGGAGGACCUUGUUGUGGCUGCUGCUGUUUCCCUCAGUGAAAUCUCCCCGUGUCUUCAGCAAUCUGAGGUUCAGAAGGAUGCCCUUACCACUGCAAGAAUCUUCAACAUUCACACUUCUUGGACAAUGCAUUGCAUCUUGUAGUGAAGGAGAUUUAAAGAUGGAGCGUCAGAACCUGGAUGAUCUUUCCCAAAGAAAUGAUGGCCAAGAACAUUGUAAUGAACCUGAGCAAAGUUCUCCCUCAGGAAAGGCUGUUAGAUCAUCCCUGGGGACAGCUUUUGCUGAAAACUACAGAAAAUCUAAAUGUGGCUGUAAGAAACUUGAUCAGGGUUUAGAAUUGUUUAGGCAGUCUUCAACUAGAUGCGGGACAUGGAUCCAGCUUAUCCCCCAAACCCAAAGAAUCAUGUUCAAGGAAAACAGAUGGGCCCCAAAGUUUCACCACAUGCAUAUAAGUGGACAGUGGCUGCCCAUUUGUGACGUCCACCUGAUAGCAUAUAAACCCCCAUUAUUUGGUAGCCAUCAUUUUUCUCUGAACUCCUGGGGUUUUGAAAAGGAGGUUAGAGCCCCUUUCAAUAGACCAAAUUGGGUUGCAAGGCUUUACAAAAAAUCACUGCUUCCUGAUAUGGAUUCAGUUGUGUUGGCAAUUAACUGCACAAAUGCUGCUAAGGUACAUUCUGAGAGAUAUUUGAGUAUUAAAGGGCCUCAGAUCCACUUUCGAAGGAUUUGCAUGUUGUUAUCUAUGAUAUGGCACAUUGUGGCAGCACUUGUAGCUUCAGUGUCUUCUGUUGUGUACAUCAUUCUUCAGGUGUUUCAUAGAUCUUUAGCGUAUGGAUCUCAAAGAUUCUUCUUCAGGUUUUUAAAAGAGAUUUUGAGACACACAUUCCAGAAUAUACACAUUCGCAGUUGUCAGCUUUUGUAUUGGCCUGUUUUUCUUCAGACCUACGGUUUUAGCUCUUCAUUGAAUAUGGAAUAUUCACAUAAAGCUUCUCUGAAGAAACACUUCAUCUGGUCUAAUGUUGUCGUUGAUCUUCUUUUGGGAAACAUUAUCGGGUUGAUCUUAUUUGCUAAUGCCAAAGCUCUUUCCUUUAAGAUUAUGCUGAUCAAUCGCAAUGUGACAGAUAACUUGUUGCGGUCUGGUUUUGCAUGGUUAAUGGGUGUGCCAGCUGGUUUUAAGCUGAAUACUGAAUUAGCAGAGCUUCUUGGCAUGGUUUCACUUAAUGCCAUACAAGCUUUCUCUACUUUCUGGUUCAUUGCUAGUUCUUUUCUGAAAUACUUCAUAAAUGGGCUUUCAUUGUUUGGCAUCGUUAUGGGCCUUACUGUCCAAGCUGCUCUGUGCAUAGACAUGCUUAAGCUUGCGACUUUGCAUAUAUCAAUGCUUCAUCAGUUAAUAUCAGUUAUUUAUAUGCAACAGAUAAAGGCUGUAGCAUCUUUGUGGCGCCUUUUCAGAGGUCGAAAAUGGAAUCCUCUUCGUCAGAGGUUAGAUAGUUAUGACUAUACUGUUGAGCAGCAUGUUGUUGGUUCACUUGUCUUUACGCCACUCUUACUGCUAUUGCCCACGACAUCUGUUUUUUACAUUUUCAUCGCCAUGUUGAGCACCUCAAUCAGUUUCAUCUGUAUCAUUAUGGAGAUUGCCAUCUCCAUCCUUCAUGAAACUCCUUAUUUCGAAAUUUUGUUAUGGAUUAUGAGAAGAAGAAGAUUCCCCUCUGGAUUAUGGUUCCAGAUUCCAGCUUUAUCUUCAGCCCAUGGUUCCAUAAGUGGUGGAUUGCAGCAUGAAGGCCACUCCACAUUUGACUUAUCAAUGUUGAUGUCUUUUGACACCAGUGGAGAACCAGGAUACGCAGUUUCAAUUGUUCAGAGCAACUUUGCAACAUUAGGGCAAGUAAUCUCACCAUACUAUAGGAAUGUGCUUCAAGGUUUCUCUCUACUCUUUGGGAAAUCAUCACUUCAUGGGAUUCUUAUGGGUCAAAGAAUCCCUUUAACUUUAGGAGCCCGUUUUCAUCCCGCAUUCCCUUGGAUGCAUAUUGGCUGCGGAGAAUACUGGAAGCUUUGUUAUAGUUCAGUGCUUGCUUGCAGAUCAGAGUGAUGAUAGCGGUUCUGAAUUUUUCUUACAAUUCUAACAAGGAACUUAACCUAACUUGAAUGUCCUGAAUUCAGCCAGUUUGGCCGUCACUCAUUCUUUCGUCUUUGAUUUGUUACUGCCUCUUGUGCUCAUUUUUAUGGUUUUAGGUAUUAUCCCUCGUCCAAGUUCUUAUUAAAAAUUCAGAUUUGUAAAAUACCCCUAUUGUUCGAUAUUAGUCUUGUGAAGUGCGAACGAUUCAGGUUUUUUUUUUUUUAAUUUUUUAUUUUUAGCCUCACGUAGUAUAUAAAGUUUUGGCUGGAUUUUUAGGGAUGAUUCAUAAGAUUUUGGUGUUUGGUGAGGGGAAAGACAUACAUGUGUGGUUAAAGAAAUCUUUUUCCAAUUGUUGGUUUUAGAAAAUUUUUAUUGUACUAAAGAGUCGUUUCAUUGUAAAAUUUUAUU